GGCACCGAGUCAUCUGGCAAGACUGCGGGCACCGAGUCACCUGGCGGAACAGCGGGCAUCGAGUCAACUGGCGGAACAGCGGGCACCGAGUCGUCUGGCAAGACUGCGGGCACCGAAUCACCAGGCACGACAGUGAACUCUGACUCAAUUGGCACGACAGCGGGCACCGGGUCACCAGGUAUGACAGCGGACACUGGGUCACCAGGCAUCAGGACAUUUGGCUUGCCAGCGGGCACCGCGUCAUCUGGCAAGGCAGUGGGCACCGGGUCACCAGGCAUUGGAUCGUCUGGUUCGACAGCGGGCAUCGGGUCCCCAGGCAUCAGGUCAUUUAGCUCGCCAGCGGGCACCGCGUCAUCUGGCAAGGCAGUGGGCACCGAGUCACCAGGCACGACAGCGGGCUCUGAGUCAACUGGCAUGACAGCGGGCACCGGGUCAUCAGGUACCGGAUUGUCUGGCUCGACAGCUGGCAUCGGGUCACCAGGC
Staurois parvus is the source of this 483-nucleotide messenger RNA. The record is from the annotation of a GenBank genome assembly. Lineage: Eukaryota; Metazoa; Chordata; Amphibia; Anura; Ranidae.